Molecule: messenger RNA, 294 nt
Organism: Aureobasidium uvarum
Lineage: Eukaryota; Fungi; Ascomycota; Dothideomycetes; Dothideales; Saccotheciaceae
Source: the annotation of a GenBank genome assembly
AUGGCCUGGUAUGCCUACAUUGGCAACGAUGUGCUCGCCACCGGUAUCAUGUCCUUCUUGAUGCACGAACUCGUCUACUUUGGCCGCUCUCUCCCUUGGAUCAUUAUCGACUGCAUUCCCUAUUUCAACAAGUACAAGAUUCAGAACGUACGUCGACCACUGUCUUCAUCAAGGCUUCCGACAAGCAGACUGACAUGGUCUUUAGCAAAAAUUCCUACUGCUGCUGAACAAUGGCAAUGCGCCAAGCUCGUUCUGUUGAGCCACUUCACUGUCGAGCUUCCUCAGAUCUGGUAA